Molecule: messenger RNA, 1790 nt
Organism: Triticum dicoccoides
Lineage: Eukaryota; Viridiplantae; Streptophyta; Magnoliopsida; Poales; Poaceae
Exons: 2
Coding region: 139-1446 (435 amino acids)
Molecular function (GO): protein binding
Source: RefSeq, a predicted model, not a curated record
CAUCACAGGCUCACAGCACCCCAAGCUCACUGCUCCCUUCGAGUCGAAGGAAAAAAGAAACUCACUCCCCUGCCGACCAAAACCUAACCACCGAUCCCCACCCUCUCCACCCUGCCGGCGGCCGAACGGCUGCCCGUCAUGUCCUCGCCGGCGCCGCCAAUUGCCCCGGCCAUGGCCUCGCCGACGCCGCCAGUCGCCGAAUGUCCGACACCGUCCUCGCUCCUGGCCCUUCCGGAUGUGAACCUGGAGGAUAUAUUCCUCCGCCUGCCCACACCGGCGGCGCUCGCCCGCGCCUCCCUCGCCUGCGCCGCCUUCCGCCGCAUCAUCACCGAGCGCUCUUUCCUCCGCCGCUUCCGCAAACUCCACCCGCCUCCCCUCCUCGGCAUCAUCGACGACGAAGGUGUCUUCGUGCCCACCGAGGCGCCCCACCCUUCCGCCCCGCUCUCCCGUGCUCUUGUCCAAGGGGCUGAUUUCACCUACUCCUUCGUCCCAAAGCCACUCGGUAAAAAUCACACAAUCUGGUCUCCCUGCGACGUCCGCGACGGCCGCGUCCUCCUCGAGCACCGCCGGUCUGGAGCUCACACUUUCUUCACAGACCUGGCGGUGUGCGACCCCCUGUCGCGGAGGUACCUGCUGCUCCCACCCAUUCCUGAGGAUAUGACGAUCGAGCAAGAGCGCCUCGAUGAAUUGCGGCAUUUCCUCAUUCCCAUUCGCGAGAAUGAAGAUGAGACAUCGCUCAAGGUGAUCUGUCUGGCAUAUUACAGAAGCAAGUUGGUCACAUUCAUCUUCUCUUCUGUCACGGGACAAUGGUGUAUAGCUGCGACUACCAGCUGGAGUUCUUUGGGCGUAGUUGACCCCUUCAAGAGAUUGUUCUCCUGUUUUAACUACUUUCGCGGCUGCUUCUACUGGUCCUUGGAUUGGGAGCACAAGCUGCUUGUGCUGGACACACACAGGAUGGCGUUUUCCACUCUCAGUAUUCAUCAUCCUGCCUACUAUAUGAAGUUUAUAGGUCAGCCUGAACACAUCAGAUGCAUGCCUACUGUUGUCGAGGAUAGAAAAGGAGCCCUUGAAGUGUUUAAUCUUGUCGGUGAUCCUUUUGAAUCUACCCCGUUUGAUCUCACCGGUGGUCCUUACAAUCUUACCCCAUUUUACAUCUAUCAUACCUUUCGACAAAAAGGAGAAUCUUCCAGUGAAUGGCAGCUGUUAAAUGUUAUGGAGUUGCCUCGCGGAUAUUGUUAUUAUACUGUGGGUGCAGCUGAGGGGUUCUUAUUCCUUGGAGCUGGAGGGAUUGGGAAAACUCAGCCGGAUGAUUGGGGUGCAGAUGUUUUUUCGCUGGAGGUCAAGACUUCUCAACUUAAGAAGGUCUGUAGAGCAACAAACGUCACUGUCUUUUGUUUUCAGUCUUACUUCGGCUUCCCACCAUCAUUGUCAACACCGAGUCUAUGAACUACAAAGCGGGAUGAGCUCACUUCGGUUUUGGAGGCUUUUAUCUGGGCCAUGCAUCUGGGAAUUGAAGGAUGGUCAAGAUGGUGCUGUGGAUAUGCUGGCUGGUUGUGCCAUACUAUUUAUCAGAAAAUAGUAAUCUGUUAAGCGUAUUUAAGCAGACACUUUCUAUAGCACUAGUGUGUAAGAGACAUACUGUUGUGCCGGGAGAGUAGUCAUUACCAAUUGUGGUGGCUUUGUCUAGCAAUAAUUUGUCAGAGACACAUUCUUGUUGUGCUGGGAGAAUCGCCGCUUGUUGUUGUACUUAAUCUGCUCAAUAAGUUAUGCCCUAGGGCAUUUGGCCUGCU